AUGCCUCAUAAACACAAGAGAAAGCGCGGUAAUGAGGAUAUCUACGAUCUCCCACCUUCACAAAACGCGCUUCCGCUUCCGAUAACUUCCGGUAGGCAAGCCGACAAACGGACCCCCCAUCAACCGAAUCCAGAGCGACAGAGAAAAUAUCCCAAGAAUGGCAAUGAUGCUCCUCGGGCUUUCCGAAGGCUCAUGGCAUAUGCCCAAGGCAGAAAGACUCGUCCAGGGCUCGAUGAUGGAGAGGUUGUCAGCAUUAGAAAGCAAACACAAGAGGCUGUUCUCGAAGUACCUCGGAUUAAACCAGGUGAAGACUUGAGGUCUUUCUCCGCCCGUGUUGAUGCGGCCUUGCCAGUUACAGGUCUGGCAACAAAAGUGAAGAUAGUAGAUGGUAAGGACUUGCUUGGUCUCAAAGUACAACGUACGCGCAAGGAAAGAAAAAUGCAUAAAUUAUAUGAUCAGUGGCGUGCUGAGGAACAGAAGAUUCGGGCAAAGAGAGAAGAGCAGUGUGAGCUUGCAGCCGAAAGAGAAAUGGACCCUGAUACCACUAGCCUGUUCUCGGAAGCUGGGUUUGGAGAUGUCGACGGAAGUAAAAAACGACGAAGACUAGGUAAAGAGCAGGACGACGAUCCCUGGCUGGAGUUGAUUCGUAAGAGAGGCGAGGCUAAGAUUGGGCUGCACGAUGUCGCUCAGGCUCCACCUGAAAAUCUCCACAAACAAACACGGAAGCAGCUUCAAGUUGGUGGCGCUGUGGUUGAUGUAGACAACGUCCCAAAGACAGCUGGAAGUUUACAUCGUCGCGAGGAAUUACGAGCAGCUCGGGACAAUGCAGUUGAGGCGUACAAAAAAAUUAAGCAGCACGAGCAAGCAAGGCUUAAUUUAAAGAAAAAAAUCAACUAG
Ustilaginoidea virens is the source of this 897-nucleotide messenger RNA. RefSeq lists its product as uncharacterized. The coding region runs from base 1 to 897 and encodes 298 amino acids. The record is from RefSeq and is a predicted model, not a curated record. NCBI's taxonomy places the organism in Eukaryota, Fungi, Ascomycota, Sordariomycetes, Hypocreales, Clavicipitaceae. The transcript is spliced from 2 exons.